UCUCGUUUAUCGGAAAGCAUAAGGAUAGUUGAUCAUGCCUGAUCCAGCCAAGUCCGCUCCAGCCGCGAAGAAAGGCUCCAAGAAAGCGGUGACCAAGACCCAGAAGAAAGAUGGGAAGAAGCGCAGGAAGACAAGGAAGGAGAGUUACGCCAUUUACGUGUACAAGGUGCUGAAGCAGGUGCACCCCGAUACCGGCAUCUCCUCCAAGGCCAUGAGCAUCAUGAACUCCUUUGUCAACGAUGUGUUUGAGCGCAUCGCAGGGGAAGCCUCCCGCCUGGCUCAUUACAACAAACGCUCCACCAUCACCUCCCGGGAGAUCCAGACCGCGGUCCGCCUGCUGCUGCCUGGGGAGCUGGCCAAGCACGCCGUGUCCGAGGGCACCAAGGCUGUCACCAAGUACACCAGCGCCAAGUAACUGCUGCCCCAUCUCCUGCCCUACUCCCAGCAACACAAAGGCUCUUCUAAGGGCCACCCACCCCCUC
Molecule: messenger RNA, 482 nt
Organism: Xenopus tropicalis (tropical clawed frog)
Lineage: Eukaryota; Metazoa; Chordata; Amphibia; Anura; Pipidae
Product: histone H2B 1.1-like
Exons: 1
Coding region: 35-415 (126 amino acids)
Source: RefSeq, a predicted model, not a curated record